Molecule: messenger RNA, 2175 nt
Organism: Temnothorax curvispinosus
Lineage: Eukaryota; Metazoa; Arthropoda; Insecta; Hymenoptera; Formicidae
Product: nuclear receptor subfamily 4 group A member 3-like
Exons: 3
Source: RefSeq, a predicted model, not a curated record
GUGUGUGAGACGCGAAUGGAAGGGAGGGGGGGGGAUCCGAAGCACGGAGCUAAGAGCGUGAUGCUGGGAGGCGGCGGCGGCGACGGCCAUAUUGCCGUAUCUCGAGAGGAAAGAACGAUCCGAGACAGCACCGUGAAGCUGCUGGGUUUGGUGGACCAACCCAAAGUUUUAAAGGUUAAAAUACUACCUGCUGCUUCAGACGGAGUUUUAGUGAAGCCUAGUCUCUUUUAUUAAAAACCUUCGAAUUCCGGCAGGAUCUUUUGUUUAGUUUAUAUAGUUCGGUUCCCAAGUUUCCAAGUUUCCGAGUGAUUGUAUGCGACGGUAACGUGCGCCGUCGUCACCGUUGUCGCGCGCGUGAACGUGCGAGUGUGUGUCAAGCCGGUGCGCGAUUAUGCGAUUGAAAGUAUAAACAAGAUACGGACAAGUCCAACAGGACCCUAACGAACAAAUUCGUAGACGAUCGAACAGUACGCUUGAAAGAAACCGAAACCAGUGCAGAACGACCGAAUGUGACAUUCGAGACUCGGAGAAAUGUCAACGUAAUAAUGUGCGCGUAGUGAAUCGCGGUUGUGAUAUCAGGUGAACAGACGACGUCGCUCAAGGUAGAGCUUCUUACCGAAAUAUUUCGUAGAACCAACAGCUUCACCGGUGAAGAACGAGAGUCAACCAAGCGAAGAACCGCGGGCCCCCGGCGAAGGGUGCCCCCGAGAGAAGAGUGGUCCCAACAUCAACGAAUUCACCAAGACGACGGACGCCUCGGUCUAUGGAGAAGGUGGUGACACUAUCAUCCGUUGAGAUGUGAUCCAGAACAUAGGAGGGACACUCAGUAGUUUGUAGUUGGUCCCCACCUCCCCCCCUCUAUCACCCCACCACCCCACUAGCCCCCUCGUGACUUCUACCACCUACUCUACCUCCCCCUCUCGUCUCCCCUCGUACACAUGCACGUGUGAUAAACCACCUCACCGAUAAAGCAACCAUCACCGGAUCAGCCGGACUUUUGAUUGCGCCGGCUGCUGUACCGCUCAACGACACUUCUCCCUCCCUUCUAUUACGAUCCCAAUGAAUUUUUACCGCCCGCUGUUCUUCAAACAACGUGCCAUACAACCCUCAGCAACCUGUGAUAUAAUACUCGAUGCCUAAAUAUUUACAUAGACGUAGACAUCUAGUCGAAGACUAGAUCAGGCUGAAGGGUUUCACCGUCAAAAGAGAACUGCGAGUCCUAAGACAACGAGAAUUCAGCCGACCACGCGUUUUAAGCGGAUUUAGCAGUACGAAGAGAGAAAAGAGAAACGGAAGACGGCGCCGGAGAAUGUCGACGUGCACCGACGAGGCCGAUAAUGCACCCUGCACUCUGUCUCCGGUGCAGGAGGCACCAGUCUCGCCGGCGUCCUCCUCUCUGAGCAACCAAAAUCAAAACGAGAGCGAGCAGGUCCUGCUGGCGACCAUGCAGCCGGUGAACGUGCUCGAUCUGCACGAACCACCGGCCGUGCACACGCUCCACCACAAGUACCAUCAUCACCAUCGUCACCAUCACCAUCACCAUCAUCAUCACCAUCAGCAACAGCAGCAGCAACAUAUCCAGGACAACGAUUCGGAUGACGUGCAGCAACGUGCCGCGGCCGCGGACGACCCUGACGGCCGCGUGACUCCCGACGCCGAGGCGGCCGCCGCCGCCGCUGCCGCGGGCAACAACGCGCUCGGCGUCGGCGAGCACAAGAUGAUCGACCUGAUCUACAACGACGGGCAGAAAACGGUCAUGUAUACCCACGACAAGGAGAUCAUCUACGAGAACGAGCACGCGGACCGCGUGCAGGUGGUCGAGUACCCGCCGCCACCGCCGUCACCGUCGCCGCCGUCGGCCGGCGUCACGCGGACGACGGGCCUGCUGCCACCGACCUGCGUCACUCCGAGAUCCGCCGCCACGGCUGCCGCCGCGACCGCCCUGCAUCUGCACCACUAUCCGCAGCUGCAGUUGCAGCACGAGGACGACCUGCCGCCGACGGUGCGCCACGCCGUCAACGCGACCGUGCCGAAUUGCGGCGCCGCGACAACCACGACGACGGUGCUCGUGCUGUCGGAGCUCGUCGCGGCCGAUCCGGCUACCGCCGGUGCAGCUGCAGCCGCGCAACAACUGACACUCACCGCCGCCGCUGCCGCAGCGUCCUUUCGCGCUGG